This is a messenger RNA of Physeter macrocephalus (sperm whale), 4131 nucleotides long. RefSeq names its product spectrin alpha chain, non-erythrocytic 1. Lineage: Eukaryota; Metazoa; Chordata; Mammalia; Artiodactyla; Physeteridae. The transcript has 24 exons. Gene Ontology annotation, molecular function: actin filament binding. The coding region runs from base 114 to 3368 and encodes 1084 amino acids. Gene Ontology annotation, cellular component: cortical actin cytoskeleton; plasma membrane; cell junction. Gene Ontology annotation, biological process: actin cytoskeleton organization. The record is from RefSeq and is a predicted model, not a curated record.
ACCCGCUGCGGAGCGAACGGGGAGGAACAGAGGCCGCUCGGUUCCUCCAGCACCCCCGGCCCGACGCACCCACUGCCCUCACCCCCCAGGAGCCGACGCCACAUUUCUCCAUCAUGUUGUCAUCGUUUCGUAAACGCAGAGUCCAGAAAAUGGACCCAAGCGGGGUCAAAGUGCUGGAGACAGCAGAGGACAUCCAGGAGAGGAGGCAGCAGGUCCUGGACAGAUACCACCGCUUCAAGGAGCUUUCGACGCUUAGGCGCCAGAAGCUUGAAGAUUCUUACCGAUUCCAGUUUUUCCAAAGAGAUGCUGAGGAGCUGGAGAAAUGGAUUCAGGAGAAACUUCAGAUUGCAUCUGAUGAGAACUAUAAAGACCCAACCAACCUGCAGGGCAAGCUGCAGAAGCAUCAAGCCUUCGAAGCUGAGGUGCAGGCCAACUCGGGAGCCAUCGUGAAGCUGGAUGAAACUGGCAACCUCAUGAUCUCAGAAGGGCACUUUGCAUCUGAAACCAUCAGGACUCGUUUGAUGGAGCUGCACCGCCAAUGGGAGUUACUUCUGGAGAAGAUGCGGGAGAAAGGAAUCAAGCUGCUGCAGGCCCAGAAGCUGGUGCAGUUCUUACGAGAAUGUGAGGACGUGAUGGACUGGAUCAACGACAAGGAAGCAAUUGUGACUUCUGAGGAGCUGGGCCAGGACCUGGAGCAUGUGGAGGUUUUACAGAAGAAAUUUGAAGAGUUUCAAACAGACAUGGCUGCCCACGAAGAAAGAGUUAAUGAAGUGAACCAGUUUGCCGCCAAGCUCAUUCAGGAGCAGCACCCCGAGGAGGAGCUCAUCAAGACGAAGCAGGAUGAGGUGAACGCAGCCUGGCAGCGGCUGAAGGGACUGGCCCUCCAGAGGCAGGGGAAGCUGUUCGGGGCAGCCGAGGUUCAGCGCUUUAACAGGGAUGUGGACGAGACCAUCAGCUGGAUUAAGGAGAAGGAACAGUUGAUGGCCUCUGAUGACUUUGGCCGGGACCUGGCCAGCGUCCAGGCUCUGCUUCGGAAACACGAGGGUUUGGAGAGAGAUCUCGCUGCGUUGGAGGACAAGGUCAAAGCCCUGUGCGCCGAGGCCGACCGCCUGCAGCAGUCCCACCCUCUGAGCGCCACCCAGAUCCAAGUGAAGCGGGAGGAGCUGGUCGCCAACUGGGAGCAGAUCCGCACCCUGGCCGCAGAGAGACACGCACGUCUCAACGAUUCCUACAGGCUUCAGCGCUUCCUUGCCGACUUCAGAGACCUUACCAGCUGGGUCACUGAGAUGAAAGCCCUCAUCAAUGCAGAUGAACUUGCCAACGAUGUGGCUGGAGCCGAAGCCCUGCUGGAUAGGCAUCAGGAGCACAAGGGUGAAAUUGACGCUCAUGAAGAUAGCUUUAAAUCUGCAGAUGAGUCUGGACAGGCCCUGCUUGCUGCUGGUCAUUAUGCCUCAGAUGAAGUGAGGGAGAAGCUGACCAUCCUCUCCGAGGAGCGGGCCGCGCUGCUGGAGCUGUGGGAGCUGCGGCGGCAACAGUACGAGCAGUGCAUGGACCUGCAGCUCUUCUACCGCGACACUGAGCAGGUGGACAACUGGAUGAGCAAACAGGAGGCGUUCCUGUUGAAUGAAGACCUGGGAGAUUCCUUGGAUAGCGUGGAAGCGCUUCUCAAGAAGCAUGAGGACUUCGAGAAAUCGCUCAGUGCCCAGGAGGAGAAGAUUACAGCCUUAGACGAGUUUGCCACCAAGCUAAUUCAGAACAACCACUAUGCAAUGGAAGAUGUGGCUACUCGCCGAGAUGCGCUGUUGAGCCGCCGCAACGCCCUUCACGAGAGAGCCAUGUAUCGCCGGGCCCAGCUGGCUGAUUCCUUCCACUUGCAGCAGUUUUUCCGUGACUCUGAUGAGCUCAAGAGUUGGGUCAAUGAGAAGAUGAAAACCGCCACAGACGAAGCUUAUAAAGACCCAUCCAACCUGCAAGGGAAAGUACAGAAGCAUCAGGCUUUUGAGGCUGAGCUCUCGGCAAACCAGAGCCGCAUUGACGCCCUGGAGAAAGCCGGGCAAAAGCUGAUUGACGUCAACCACUAUGCCAAGGACGAGGUGGCAGCUCGAAUGAAUGAGGUCAUCAGUUUGUGGAAGAAACUGCUGGAGGCCACGGAACUGAAAGGAAUAAAGCUCCGUGAGGCUAACCAGCAGCAGCAGUUUAAUCGCAACGUUGAGGACAUCGAACUGUGGCUGUACGAAGUGGAAGGUCACCUGGCUUCGGACGAUUACGGCAAAGACCUUACCAAUGUCCAGAACCUCCAGAAGAAGCACGCCCUGCUGGAGGCCGACGUGGCAGCACACCAGGAUCGAAUCGAUGGCAUCACCAUCCAGGCCCGCCAGUUCCAGGAUGCUGGCCACUUUGAUGCUGAAAACAUCAAGAAGAAGCAGGAAGCCCUGGUGGCUCGCUAUGAGGCUCUCAAGGAGCCCAUGAUUGCCCGGAAGCAGAAGCUGGCUGAUUCUCUGCGUUUGCAGCAGCUCUUCCGUGAUGUCGAGGAUGAGGAGACAUGGAUUCGAGAGAAAGAACCCAUUGCUGCAUCCACCAACAGAGGCAAAGAUUUAAUUGGAGUCCAGAAUCUGCUAAAGAAACACCAAGCCCUACAAGCAGAGAUUGCCGGACACGAGCCCCGCAUCAAAGCAGUUACACAGAAGGGGAACGCCAUGGUGGAUGAAGGCCAUUUUGCUGCAGAGGACGUGAAGGCCAAGCUCCACGAGCUGAACCAGAAGUGGGAGUCGCUGAAAUCCAAGGCCUCCCAGCGGCGGCAGGACCUGGAGGACUCGCUGCAGGCCCAGCAGUACUUCGCCGACGCCAACGAGGCCGAGUCGUGGAUGCGGGAGAAGGAGCCCAUCGUAGGCAGCACCGACUAUGGGAAGGACGAGGACUCGGCCGAGGCUCUGCUAAAGAAACACGAGGCUUUGAUGUCGGAUCUCAGCGCUUACGGCAGCAGCAUCCAGGCUCUGCGAGAGCAGGCCCAGUCGUGCCGGCAACAAGUGGCCCCCAUGGAUGACGAGACCGGGAAGGAGCUGGUCUUGGCGCUCUACGAUUAUCAGGAGAAGAGCCCUCGAGAGGUCACCAUGAAGAAAGGGGACAUCCUCACCUUGCUCAACAGCACCAACAAGGACUGGUGGAAAGUGGAGGUGAACGAUCGUCAGGGUUUCGUGCCGGCCGCGUACGUGAAGAAGCUGGACCCUGCGCAGUCGGCCUCCCGGGAGAACCUCCUGGAGGAGCAGGGCAGCAUCGCGUUGCGGCAGGAGCAGAUCGACAACCAGACGCGCAUAACUAAGGAGGCCGGCAGCGUGUCUCUGCGUAUGAAACAGGUGGAAGAACUGUGAGUAGGCCGGAAGCUCUGCCGAGCGCCGCCCUUGGCUCCCCGUCCGUCCUCCCGCUGCCGCUUCUCUUGAAGGCGCGAGGGGCGGGAGGGGCCCGUCUCCGGCAGCAGCUUUCGCUCACAAGGGAAGGGGUUUGGGUGAAGCUGUGUCAGCCGUGGCCGCUUCUCUCGUUGGUUGCUUCUGUGCAGCUGUGUGUUCAGAGUGUUGUUGGUUCCCCUGCUGGUGGCUUUUGUGCUGGACCAGCCACUCUCAGCAGACCCGGAGGCCGAUGAUGCCUUAGUCCUCCUCAGUAGGCAGGAAACCACAUGCCUCGUAAAGUGCUCUGAUACUUGGUAAUUCGUUCCUUUCUUAUUUCACUUUUGGAAGCUUAGACUGGAUUCUAGAUUUUUUCUUUUUUAAUUUUAACUCAGUUGUACUAAGUUUGUCAUUUUCACAUCUCUAAAGAUACUAGGAGUUCAGUCUUUUGUAUUUUAGUUCCCAAGAGUGAGUGUCAUUUGAGUCUUCAUAAGAAACGUUCAGCUAGUGAAAUGUGAUUUUUGUGAUUUCUCCUUCCGAAGUGGCCAAAACUUUCUGAGAAAUAAAUGUAUUAUUUUAGAAACAGUAGAAAUUUCCUACUGUUCUGGAGAUACUAAAAUCCUAUAUGAGGCUAUUUAAGAUAGCUCAGCAUACCUUCCCCCACCGCCUGGGGGCUGCUGGCAGAAUCAUACGGCAGGAGAACAAGCCCUCUGUAUACAUUACGCGCAGCAAGUUCACCUCAUCUCGCAGC